GGUGCACUGGCAUAAGAUUACACUGGCUUUGAAGACAUUUCCUUGGCAUAAUUUCAGUAAUUGCUGGUAUGUGUAUCAGUUUAUACCUGAAAGGCUGAAAACAUUUUGAGUAUCUAACAUCCUUGAGUAGAAGUCGCACCAGUUUUCAUCAAGUUUGUGUUGUUCGAUGGCGCGCUUGUUCCGUUCCCUUUCCCUCAGAAAAACCCUAACCCUAACCCUCCAACUUCUGCAUCAACAACAACAAUUAUGCAUUUCUCGCCACCUGCCCCGAAGAACUUACAUCUCCGACAUGCGCAAAUCAGCUUUCGAAGGAAACAUUUUGAGACUCCUUCGCAACGAGAUUCAGUUGGAGCUUCAAUCUUCUCCUCCCAGCAACCCUGUUACCAAGUUUGGUUCCUUUAUGGUGGAUGGCCGACCUGGGGACCGAUGGAUUACAUUGAAAAGAAAAUUUGAAGACGAAGAUGUUAAAGUUGAAGUCACCAUGUUUGAUGGAGCUGUUCCUGCUCCGAGUGCAAGUGGUGGUGUAGCUACUGUGGAUGACGUGCAGCUACACAUUACUUUAAUUGUGAGUAUCUCCAAGGGAGAAGGUGGUGUCCUGGAAAUCAUGUGCUCUGCUUGGCCAGACAGUAUAGAGAUAACAAGGCUGUUCAUACGUUCAAAUGAGAAGAUGCUAGCUGAGCCCUAUGCUGGUCCUGAUUUCAAGGAAUUGGAUGAUGAGUUGCAAGAUAGCCUUUAUGAUUACUUGGAAGCUAGGGGUAUAAAUGAUGACCUUGUCAUUUUCCUGCAUCAAUACAUGAAACACAAGGAUAAAACAGAGCUCGUAAGAUGGAUGGAAAGGGUUAAAUCUUUUAUUGAAAGGAAAUAAGAGCACUGAAAUUUCAAUGUUCUAGAUGAGAUAAGCCAUUAGAUCAUAUCUCUCGUGUAUUUUGUCAGUGAAAUCUGAAUCUAAGCAGGUAUACAUUUUUGUUUUUCUGGUGACCAAUGCUUCAGAUUUAUAGUUGGUGCUGGUGGAGCUUGCAUUAACAUAAAUAGGAAAUGGCCGUAUUGUAUUUGUGAUUUUUGCUGUGGAUCCCUUUCUCCCCGAGAAAAAGGAGAGAAAACAAAACAUAGUUACUUACCACAUCUUUA
Molecule: messenger RNA, 1128 nt
Organism: Gastrolobium bilobum
Lineage: Eukaryota; Viridiplantae; Streptophyta; Magnoliopsida; Fabales; Fabaceae
Exons: 4
Coding region: 167-865 (232 amino acids)
Cellular component (GO): mitochondrial matrix
Source: RefSeq, a predicted model, not a curated record